Molecule: messenger RNA, 1871 nt
Organism: Tetranychus urticae (two-spotted spider mite)
Lineage: Eukaryota; Metazoa; Arthropoda; Arachnida; Trombidiformes; Tetranychidae
Product: pre-mRNA-splicing factor CWC22 homolog
Biological process (GO): mRNA splicing, via spliceosome
Cellular component (GO): catalytic step 2 spliceosome
Molecular function (GO): protein binding; RNA binding
Source: RefSeq, a predicted model, not a curated record
CACUGGAAAUGACUCACUACCAUACAGCACAUUAAAAUUGUUUGUUUUUAUUUUUGUAUUUCUUUCUCUCUUGUUUAAGUCUCUAAUUAGAUUAACAAAACCUUAAUUUAUUUGUUUAAAAUUCAUUCAAAAUUGUAUUUUCAAUAUGACUGAUACUGGAAAAAAAUUCGGCAGUGCUUAUAUUCCCCCCGCCAAGCUAAAGCUUAUGCAAGAUGAGCUUAAGGACCAAAAUAGUGCUGAAUAUCAAAGAAUUCAUUGGGAAUUAUUGAAAAAAUCAAUCAAUGGUUUAAUAAAUAAAGCUAAUUUAUCUAAUUUAUCACUAGUUGUGCGUGACCUGAUGAAAGAAAACAUUGUAAGAGGAUCUGGAAUCCUUUGUACCUCAUUGAUUCGAGCCCAAGCCUCUGGUCCCAUUUUUACUAAUGUUUAUGCUGCUUUAGUGGCUGUCAUCAAUAGUAAAUUUCCUAAAAUUGGUGAAUUGUUAAUUUCAAGGUUGAUUAACAGUUUUAGAAGGUGCUACAAAAGAAAUGACAAAAAAGGAUGUUUGGCCUCAGCUAUUUUUUUGGCUCAUCUAACAAAUCAAGAUGUUAUUCAUGAAGUCUUAGUCAUGGAGAUGUUGUCAUUACUUCUUCACAACGCUACGGAUGAUUCAGUUGAAAUUUCUGUAGCCAUAUUGAAGGAAUGUGGAGCUAAACUGAAAGACUCGUGUCCCAAAGGCUUUUUCAUGAUUUUUGAGCUUUUAAGAUCAAUUCCAUCAAACAAAACCAUUGAUCUUAGAACACAGUUGCUGAUAGAAACGAUGCUUGCCAUUCGAAAAGAUGGAUUCAAAGAUUAUCCAACGAUAGUUCCUGAACUCGAUUUACUCGAGGAAGGAGAUAAAAUUACUCAUGAGCUUGAGUUAGAUGACAAAGUUGAUACAAAAGAAGAAUUGAAUGUUUUCCGAUUCGAUCCUAAAUUUCAAGAAGAAGAGGAAAAAUAUAAUUGUUUAAAGAAGGAGAUUUUGGGAGAUGACGACGAUGAUGAUGAUGAAGACGACGAAGAAGAUGAUGACGAAGAUGAGGACAGCGAGGGCGAGGGCGAGGACGACCAAGAAAAGGAUAAAGUGGUAGAUGCCACCUCAGCUGAUUUGGUCCAAUUAAGAAGGAAAAUCUAUUUAACCUUACAAUCUUCUUUAGACUUCGAGGAAGCUGCUCACAAAUUAUUAAAGUUGGAAUUGAAAGGAGAAAACAAGAAAGAACUCUCAUUCCUUAUAAUCGAUUGCUGUGCUCAACAGAGAACUUACAUGAAAUUUUAUGGACUACUGGCUGCUCGAUUUUGUUUGAUCGAUAGAGAGUUUGUGUCCAUAUUCGCCGAGAUCUUCAUCGACAGCUAUACAAAAGUUCACAGAUUUACAGAUACGAACAAAUUAAGAAUUGCAUCCAAGUUUUUUGCUCAUUUACUCUACACUGAUUCAAUAUCAUGGAACGUUUUAGCGUGCAUAAAACUCAAUGAAGAUGACACUACACCAUCAAGUCGAGUAUUCAUCAAAAUAUUGUUCCAAGAGCUGGCCGAGUAUAUGGGAUUCACCAAACUGGCUGCGAAAGUUAAGGAUCCUGAACUCGAAGAAGCUUUUGCUGGCCUAUUUCCUAAAAAUAAUCCCCGUGAUACACGUUUUUCAAUCAAUUUCUUUAGUUUAAUUGGGUUAGGUCCACUUACACAUGAUUUGAGGCAAUUUUUAGAUUCUACAGUAUCCACUAAAAAAGAAGAAAAAAUAUGAUAAAAGGUUAGUCCUAACUAUUACUAUAUUUUUUUUAUUAUCCUGUCUACUUAUUAUUGAUGUGACAUGGUAUCCAAUUCAUCUUUUGAUUGUCAAUAAACCAUCUGAAUCAUUUAAA